Vitis vinifera (wine grape) is the source of this 798-nucleotide messenger RNA. RefSeq names its product protein cornichon homolog 4. Gene Ontology annotation, biological process: vesicle-mediated transport. The transcript has 5 exons. NCBI's taxonomy places the organism in Eukaryota, Viridiplantae, Streptophyta, Magnoliopsida, Vitales, Vitaceae. The record is from RefSeq and is a predicted model, not a curated record. The coding region runs from base 142 to 546 and encodes 134 amino acids.
AAAGAAAAGUUGGAAACGUAGAUGAUAACCCGUAGGUGUGGGAAGGUCAUUGGCAUGUGACCAAUUGAUGAAAAUUGAAGUAACUAAAGAAAAUAUAGAGGAGAUAGAGAGAAUUAGAGGUGGGGGGCUAGCUAAGGAGCCAUGGGAGACCUGAUGUCAUGGCUCUUGUCCUUCUUCUUCCAUGGCUCUCUUGUUGGCCUCAUCGGGUACCAGCUCAUGUGCUUGGCCGACUUGGAGUUCGAUUAUAUGAACCCAUAUGAUUCAUCAUCCCGGAUAAACAGAGUUAUUUUGCCCGAAUUUAUCAUUCAAGGAGUCUUGUGCCUCAUCCAUCUUGUAACAGGACAUUGGUUUAUGUUUCUGGUCUCUCUCCCAUACUUAUACUACAAUGUCAGAUUGUAUAUGCGGAGACAGCACUUAUUAGAUGUAACUGAAAUCUUUAACCAGUUGAAUCGGGAAAAGCAGCUACGGAUUUUUAAGCUUGUCCAUCUUAUCGUCCUCCUAACCACUUCUAUUUUCUGGAUGAUUUGGAGCAUCGGAGGCAUAUGAUUAAUCAAGCAUCAGGGCUUCUAUGAAGUGUUCCCCACGUUGUUUCUGGCGAUGAUGAGUCUGAGGUACAAACUCCUGCGAUCAUAGUGCUUUUACAAAUCUAGCUAGAAUUUUAUACUUACUGACAAUGUUCCACACUGUUGUAACAUCAUGUUGGGUAGUGCCUUAUGUGCCUUUUAAUACUUGGGCUCUUCCCUUUUACUCAAAAUUUUCUCACUCAUAAUGGUAAAACUGCUGCUAAGAUAGUGCUGU